Messenger RNA from Fonticula alba, 1989 nucleotides. RefSeq lists its product as hypothetical. NCBI's taxonomy places the organism in Eukaryota, Rotosphaerida, Fonticulaceae. The transcript has 6 exons. The record is from RefSeq and is a predicted model, not a curated record. Bases 1 to 1989 code for a protein of 662 amino acids.
AUGCCCGGCUGUCCACACUCCUUCAUCCUCCCGGCUGCCCUCUGCACUGCGCCUGCUCAUUCCUUCUUCAAUGUCAGCGGCUGGCCGGUCGUGGACAAGGGCCUCUCGGCGCUCGAGCUGAGCCAACUCCACCAGUACAAUUUGCUGGUGAACACCGUGACCCGCCUGUCGGAGGAGGCCCAAAAGAGUGGCCUGCCGAAUACGAUUCUGUCGCGCUUCCGCAAGGGCGACUAUGACAGCAGCGACACGGAUGAAUUUUUCGAUGUUCGGCCAAUUCUCACCGGCUUCGCGGCCAACAUCAUGUGCUCCGGGGUCUUCGUGGCUGGCAUCCAUGAGCAAACGGUCUUCCGCGAGGAUGUCGACCUGGUCCGGCUCUUUGUCACGGUGACCGUGGACUAUCAGGAGAAGUCGGUCACGGCCAAGUUGCGGGUCGGCAAGGAAACCGCCAAGUCCAUUUACCGCCCUGGUGUCGGCUGCACCAUCGUGACGGGGGAUGAGCUUUUCGAGCUGGUCAAGAACGAGGACCUCGGCGAUUUGACACCCAAGGAGUACCCGGACGAUCGGUACCACCAGUGGCCCGAAGGGGAGAUGGUCCUCUCGCAACCGGACAUCGAUGUGAACCUCCGCAAGCUGAAGCGCAUCAUCAACUCGGACUUCAUGAGUCUCUCGCACAACCCCCGUGCGGUGAUCAUCGUCCACCGGGGCCGGAUCAUCCACGAGCAAUAUGGCAAUCGCGGGGGGAUCGGCCCGCAGACCCUGUUCCUGGGCUGGUCCAUGACCAAGACCGCCACCAACAUGAUGCUCGGCUCGGCCCUCUACCAGGGGCACAUGAAUGUGGAUUUGGACAAUGAUCCGAUCGACGUGCCCGAAUGGCAGGCCACCCCGGGGGACGUGCGCCGCCGCAUCACCUGGAAGAAUAUGCUGACCAUGAGCAGCGGCAUCGAUUGGUUCGAGAUUUCCCGGUCACCCGAGUGCCUGUUCCAGACGUCGGACUGCGCGCGCAACUAUGCCGGCGGCCAGCAGGCCUUCGCCCCGGGGCUCAUUUACUCCUACUCCACCGGCGGCUCCACCCUGCUGGCUCGGACCAUCUUGCAAAAGGCCCGCCCUGCCACCGGGCAGACGCCCCACGAGUAUGCCCUGCGGAAUCUCAUCGACAAGGUGGGCAUGCGCCGUCAGGCCUUCGCCCCGGGGCUCAUUUACUCCUACUCCACCGGCGGCUCCACCCUGCUGGCUCGGACCAUCUUGCAAAAGGCCCGCCCUGCCACCGGGCAGACGCCCCACGAGUAUGCCCUGCGGAAUCUCAUCGACAAGGUGGGCAUGCGCCGUGUCGAGUGGGAGGCCCACCCGCCGGGCUACAAGCUUGGCGGGUCGGGGAUGUACGCACGCGCGCGCGAUUGGGCCCGCUUGGGGCUGGCGCUCAUGCGCGAUGGCCUGGUGGACGAAGUGGCUCCGGUGGGCGCGCGCGUGGUCGUCGACAGCGGGAAGCACUUUGCCGGGGAUGGCGACGCCACCGGCGGAGGGGACCCCGGGUAUGAUGGUCAGGCACGCAUCCUGUCCCCCCUGCUGGACAAGCUGAAGAACAUCGGAUCGGCCAUCGGCGGGGGGGCCCUGAAGCCGGGGACUCCGGUACCAUCGUCCCCGGCGCCCGAUGGCUCGCAGCCCAUCGGCAUGACGGUCACCAAGCGCAUCCUGCCCGAAGGGUGGUACAAGUACACGUGCACACCGUCCGAGUCGAACCCCUUCUAUGGGAAGCAUGUCAAGAUGGCCAUGAUCAAGACCACCGGCGAGCAGAUUUGCUAUGCCAAUGGCUUCCGCAAUCAGGACAUCGUCAUGAUCCCCUCGCGCGAGCUCAUCAUUGACAUCGUCAUGAUCCCCUCGCGCGAGCUCAUCAUUGUCCGCAUGUCCAUGCCGUCCUUCGCGACCUUCCUGUCGUGGAGCCGGAUGUCGUACAUCGAGCGCAUCGCCUCUUGCUUCCCCCGGGUACAUUGA